GGCCGCCCCUUCCCCGCCACGCGCGCACAAAGGCGACGGGGCCGCGGCCGGCGGGGGAGGCGCGGGCCCUCCAUGGCGCAGGCGCCGCCGCCGCCGCCGCUCAACCUGCUCGAGCCGGGCUGCCCCAUCCAGGUGGAGCACGAUCGGCGGAGGCGGCAGUUCACCGUCCGCUUGAACGGCUGCCAUGAUAAAGCCGUCCUGUUGUAUGAAUACGUAGGAAAGAGGGUGGUGGAUCUGCAGCAUACGGAAGUCCCAGAUACCUACAGGGGAAGAGGAAUCGCAAAACAUCUGGCCAAGGCUGCCUUGGAUUUUGUGGUGGAGGAAGAUUUGAAAGCCCACCUCACGUGUUGGUAUAUUCAGAAAUACGUCAAGGAGAACCCACUACCACAGUAUCUGGAACGUUUACAGUCCUAACCCAGGCAGGCAGGAGAACCUUGUUUGAAGAUGGGAGCCAGGCCUGCUGCUGACUCGCCUUUGCCUCCAAGCUGUCGUGGGGACCCCUGACCGGCCUCUGCACACGCUCAAGAGUUCCUACUUUUGAAAAGACCAAACGUCGUUUCUGAAUGAUGCUUCCAACCAGCUCUCGUGAGCGUUUGGCUGACCUGGAAUUUUAUGGUCUGCCUUGGCCUUCUCUUCCUCGGGAAACCGCAAGGUGUAAAACUAGACCUCCUGCCAGUUUUAUUAACUGUUGGCAAUAGAAGGGAUGGGGUGGGUGAGGUUUUCCUCCCCAAAGGAAUGAGCAUUGAGCAGAAGUAUGUGAGCUUGGCAGCUGUUUACUUGUUAACCUGGAGCAGCAUUGAGAAGACGAAAGCCAAGCUAUGGGCCUCCAAGGUGGUCUUGGACACCUGGCGACGCUGGCCAGGUGGGAGUGUGCCAGCUAGACUUAAAGGCGAAAGCAAGAUGCUGAAUGCAAUAAAUGUGCUCUGGCAAUGAGAUCUCACGGCCCCGGCAUGCCUGCCAAAACAUGGACUGAAGUGGAGAAAGGACUGAACUGCAGAGGGUAAUAUGAUGGUCUGUUUUUUGCGGGGAGGGGGGUGAAUGAGAGGGUCAGGCGGAUUCCGCUGAGAACUUCAGAGGAAAGGGGCUGGCAUAGUUUUUUACAAUAUUUUGGGGGAACCUCCCUCCCCCCUUGAUUUUUUCUUCUCUGGUGGGGGAGGUUUCCCCUUGUAUGGAAGAAGAAGAAAAUCAAGGUGAAAGGAUAGAGAGAUGGACACAGUGAAGGGAACAGUGUGGUGCAUCUGCUGAACAAAUGGUGGGCAUCUCCAGUCAGGGCAGAGCCUUUUCUCCUCAAGCCAUUUUUUUUAAAGAUCCAUCAUGCAGACAGCGUGAGUGAGGUGGAAUCCUACAAAUGGAACGGCCAGGAAUCUGGUGGGAUGAAACAGGAGGUUCAGUUAGAAGGGCGGAUUUGAGUUGAACUGGCAAACUGGUUCAAAAAAAAAAAAAAGAGGGGACUGGUACAAAAUGUUUCGACUCUGGUGGGAACUGUUGGCGUUCUAGCUGUGAUCAAACUCUUUAACUUCUCCCAUCUUCUGCUUCUGGCCAGGGCGGCUGGGGCUGCUGGGAACAGUAGCCAGAAAUAUACAGAGGACCGCUGAUUGGAUUGUUUAAACAGAACGUAUCUGUGGGU
Molecule: messenger RNA, 1627 nt
Organism: Candoia aspera
Lineage: Eukaryota; Metazoa; Chordata; Lepidosauria; Squamata; Candoiidae
Gene: NATD1
Product: N-acetyltransferase domain containing 1
Exons: 3
Coding region: 73-414 (113 amino acids)
Source: RefSeq, a predicted model, not a curated record